UCCCCACCGUCUCUCCUUAAUCUCCCAGAUUGUCGGCGACUUGCUGCAGUCGAUGCUGCAGCUCUGAGCCGCUCCCGACCGGCCCCGGGACACCUGAACCCAUGAGAGAGACAUGCUCGCAUUCGUCCUGGUCUCUGGUUCACUCUGGAUUAUAUUAGAAUUGAGUUCCACUCUAAUGGAGAAGAUGCAGGCCCAGGAAAUGAUGAGUGGCCUGAGGAUACCAGAGAUGGACGAGCUCGGCCAGUUCUUCCGCUCGCUGCCGACCUCCACCUUGGUGGGCAUUGGGGCCUUGACAGCCGUGUUGGCGUACUGGUUUGCCACCAGGCCUCGACCCGUCAAGCCUCCCUGUAGUCUCCUUCACCAGUCUGAGGAAGUACCGCAUGAAGGUGGAGGUCGAAGAUCCAUGAUGGGAGACCCGUCUAGGUUGCUGACUCAUUACCAUGACGAUGCCAGGACCAUGUAUGAGGUCUUCCAGAGGGGUCUUCAUAUAUCUGGUGACGGACCCUGCCUGGGCUCUCGACUCCCAAACCAGCCCUACAAAUGGUUGUCCUAUAAAGAGGUUAGUGCCCGGGCAGAGCAUCUGGGAUCGGGCCUUCUGCACCAGGGCUGCCAACCCAACCCCAGCCAGUUCAUUGGAGUGUUUGCACAGAACAGGCCUGAGUGGAUCAUCUCAGAGUUGGCUUGUUACACCUACUCCAUGGUGGUGGUUCCGCUUUAUGACACGCUUGGUGCAGACGCUAUACGGUUUAUCAUUAACACUGCUGACAUCUGCACCGUAAUCUGCGACAAAGUGGAAAAAGCUCAGGUUCUUUUGGAAAAUGUGGAGCGGAAGGAGACACCAAAGCUGCAGAGAAUCAUUCUGAUGGAUGCCUUUGGCUCGGAGCUCGAGGAACGUGGCAAGGGUUGUGGUGUCCAUGUGCAGGCACUUCUGGAAGUUGAGGCUCUGGGCAGAGAGCACUACAGAAAACCUACCCCACCAGCGCCUGACGACCUGUCUAUUGUGUGUUUCACCAGUGGGACGACAGGAAACCCCAAAGGGGUCAUGCUCACUCAUGGAAACGUAGUGGCAGAUUUUGCAGGAUUCCUUAAAGUCACAGAUAAAGUAAUUUUUCCAAAUCAGGAUGAUUGCCUCAUCUCCUUCCUGCCGCUGGCCCACAUGUUUGAGAGACUAAUUGAGAAUGUGGUCUACUGUCACGGAGGGCGGAUCGGGUUUUAUCAGGGCGACAUCCGGCUCCUGCCGGACGACAUGAAGGCCCUCCGGCCGACCAUUUUCCCCGUGGUGCCUCGGCUGCUCAACCGCAUGUAUGACAAGAUUUUUAGCCAGGCAAACACCCCUUUGAAACGCUGGUUGCUCAACUUCGCUGCCAAGAGAAAAGGGGCCGAGGUCAGCAGAGGGAUAAUUCGCAGUGACAGCAUCUGGGACAAGAUCUUCUUCAGUAAGAUUCAGGCCAGCCUGGGAGGAAGGCUGAGGAUGAUUAUAACAGGAGCAGCUCCUACCUCACCCAGCGUCCUGAGUUUUCUCAGAGCAGCUCUUGGUUGCCAGGUAUAUGAAGCGUACGGACAAACAGAGUGCACGGCUGGAUGUACCUACACCACACCUGGAGACUGGACCUCAGGACAUGUUGGGGCUCCACUGCCGUGUAACCUCAUUAAACUGGUGGAUGUUCCUGAGAAGAACUACUUUGCAUCUAAGGGUGAGGGAGAGGUCUGUGUGAAGGGACCAAAUGUGUUUAAAGGCUACCUCAAAGACCCAGAGAGAACUGCCGAGACGUUGGACACAGACGGUUGGCUACACACCGGAGAUAUCGGCAAAUGGUUACCUAAUGGCACGCUGAAGAUCAUCGACAGGAAAAAGCACAUCUUUAAGCUGGCGCAGGGCGAGUACAUCUCCCCUGAGAAGAUUGAAAACAUCUACAUCAGGAGUGAACCGGUGGCACAGCUGUAUGUUCAUGGAGAUAGUCUGCAGUCCUGUUUGGUGGGAAUUGUGGUCCCUGAUCCUGAAGUGAUGCCUGAGUGGGCCAAGAAGAAAGGCAUCCUGGGAACCUACAAGGACCUCUGUAAAAACACGGAACUAAAGAAGGCCAUCCUUGAAGAUCUGGUGCGUCUGGGUAAAGUCAAUGGCCUCCUGUCUUUUGAGCAGGUAAAGAAUAUCUACAUCCACAAUGAGAUGUUUUCCAUCGAGAACGGGCUCUUGACGCCAACGCUGAAGGCCAAACGACCUGAGCUGAAGGAGUUCUUCAAGAAGAGGAUCGACGAUCUCUACAGCAGCAUCUCCAUGUGAAGGCCGCCAUGAGCAUCCUGACGCUAAAGAUCUGCUUAGACCUGCAGAGGGACAAUUCUACAUCCCAGAACCAUGCUUUGGGAAAGUAAACCAAAACUGUCCUAAAUGUGGAGGAUUUAAACUGGCUGUUCAGAACAACUUAAACUAGGAAUUUAAAAAAAAAAAAACCUGACACUUCACAUCGUCAUAUUUAUUUCUUCAUUUUUUUAUUUUUAUUUUUUGCAUUUGCUGCAUAAAUAUACAGAGCUAUAUGCUUGAGAAAAUAAGUUUUCUUUGUGUCAUUAAUUUGCCACAUAUAACAAUUCAAAACACAAGAAACAAAUCAGUGUUAAACACUGAACUGUCCAGCAGAUGAAAGCAUAGAACUGCAUGUACCGCAUAUGCAAAGCAGUGCUUUCUUUUAUUUAUUUUUUUUGUUUCGUUUUUAUCAGAAUGAAACAGUAAAUUCCUAAGAAAUACAUAUGACCAUGUGCAUCGUGUUCCAUUAUGUCUUUUUUUUAUAUUGGUUUUAAAUUAGGCAUUUUAAAUCUUACCAACACUGCUACCUGCUAUUUAUCUAAACAAAUCAGCUCAGAUCCUCGUAGCAGGGGGAAAAAAACCCAGCACUGAGCAGAACGUCCCUCCCCUUUUUCUCUCCCUCUCUUCCCCUCGCCAUCAGUUUAAACAGCUACACAACCAACAAAGUGUCUGAUCACGAGUUUGAUGUAAUUGUGUGUAGAGUAGCUACAAGUGGAAAGAAAAACCUGCAAUUCAAUCAGAGGCUCUCC
Cyprinodon variegatus (sheepshead minnow) is the source of this 3048-nucleotide messenger RNA. RefSeq names its product acyl-CoA synthetase long-chain family member 6 (gene acsl6). The record is from RefSeq and is a predicted model, not a curated record. Gene Ontology annotation, cellular component: endoplasmic reticulum; membrane. Gene Ontology annotation, molecular function: arachidonate-CoA ligase activity. NCBI's taxonomy places the organism in Eukaryota, Metazoa, Chordata, Actinopteri, Cyprinodontiformes, Cyprinodontidae. The transcript is spliced from 21 exons. The coding region runs from base 113 to 2281 and encodes 722 amino acids. Gene Ontology annotation, biological process: long-chain fatty acid metabolic process; very long-chain fatty acid metabolic process; long-chain fatty-acyl-CoA biosynthetic process.